GGCAGUUGGUGAGAGCAGAGGUGAGGUAACUGACCUUGAGAGGAGACCUAUGCCGUCAGUAGUGUGCUGAGGUGACUGAGAAGAUGGAGGCGGACCCUCCUCCCGCAAUGGACAGUAAUGUGACUCAUCCCCCAUACAAGACAAGAUUGGGGAUGUGCUUGUAAUAAGAGUGACAGCGGCAGGAGCAGUUCCCAAUAGUGACCGGUAGAGCAGAGGUGAAAUUGCCAUCCCUCUGUGUGUAUUAUUAAAGGCAGGUGGCGGACUGGGAGACGGGCCUAGACUCCCCAAAUUAGGACAAUAAUGGGCAGUGGGGAGCGUUACCAGCCUACUGGAGCAUGAAAGCCAGCGCAGGUCCUGCACUAACAGCUGUCUACAGCACAGCACUUCCAUUACUACUGGAUAGGUAUCACUGCAAACAGAUGUAGCAAUACUCAGUUACUGUGAGUCACCACAGUUCACUACACACUAACUAUACAAAGAAUAAAGCAGUUUCUGUACUUGUGAGUAAACUAAGGCACCCUGCUGCAAUAUUACCUAUUACACAGGAACAGUUAUAUUUGCAUUGAGCAGAACUUAAGUAAAUGAGUGAUUCAACCCUGUAGGAUUUAAUGUAAUGCACAUCAACAGAUUGUGGUACUUCUUCCUAAGCAAGAGUAAAAGCUGGCAAUCCUAUCAGCCGUGAUACUGAGAUUUUAACCCUGUUGAGCCAGUUCUGCUAGUAAAGUCCUGCUUGACAUCCAUCCCCCUACAAACUUCAAUGUUAAAACGACAACUUAUUGAACCUUUUAUCUCAGUUGCAUUUGUCUCAAGCUUACCUUGAAAUGAGCGCUCUUUAAUACUACUUAUAUCGUCUCAUUAACUCUUAAAAGGAGACAGGAGUAAAAGACAACUCAUGUGCACCACCAAAAGUAUAUACAGAUGAACUUGGUUGUUUAAUUAAAUUUGAAGCAUGCUCAUACUGAUCAAUAUUAGAGCUCUGAUCUCGUGUAUUAAAGAUAACAUGCAUACGGUAACCAUUUAUGUAUCUGUUAUAAAAUGUACUCUGCUAGUACGGACACAGGUAAUUCUGUUUUGACUCCUGAGUAAGAAGACUCUGAGGUGGUGUAAUAAAAUAGUUUUUAUUGUUUGGUGUACCAUUGCAUAGGGUUGUUAAUAUUGCUAAAUUGGAUGCUGUUGUACAAACAGUGUGCUUCAAUAAUAUUACGAAGUUAUUAUUGAGAUUCAGAAAUUCCAACGUGAACUGACAACAGUGAAUAAACCUCUUUGUGUAAGAUUCCCUUCUCGCCUCUCUAUCGAGAUUACAAGGACCUGUGGAUUAGGAAGAGAGAGACAAGUUACUACAUUAGAUCCCUGCCUGAAUACUUACCUCUAUGUCACAGCGCCGCGGCCGCCGCGCUUACCUCUCCGGGUGCGCUAGGUCGCCUGGCGGUCGUCCACACUGGUGGGCUUCGGGUCCCGGCGUCCGUUGCCGCUGGUCCCGGCGGUCUUCCAGGGAAUGGGCGGCGCCGGCACGUCCAGCGUCCACGGAGGUGGGCGGGUGAUGUCAUUGGCUCUCUUCCUCCCCGCCAAUCAAACCGGGGCGGGAAGUUCAAAAGCAGACGCCGGGCAGAGCCCCGGCGCCUGAGUAUCUUCUCUUUCCCUGAAAGUGACUCCAGUGCUCCUGUCUAUAUGGUUACCUGCUACUGCUUUGAAAACUCCAGCGUUCCGGUGGGCAAAGUGACUCCUACUACUGCUUACAAGCUCUGGUACCUCUUUGCCGCACAGACCUCUGCGUCUCCAGCAUUCUUCAGUGUCUUUAACCAUCGCUCACAAGUUCACCAGUGUCUUUAAACAUCGCUCACAAGUUCUUCAUGCUUCACUGUCUUUCACCAUCGCUCACAAGUUCAUCAGUGUCUUUCAUCAUCGCUCACAAGUUCAUCAGUGUCUUUAAACGUCGCUCACAAGUUCUUCAUUCUUCAGUAUCUUUAAACAUCGCUCACAAAUUCUUCAGUGUCUUUCACCACCGCUCACAAGUUCAUCAGUGUCUUUGAACAUCGCUCACAAAUUCUUCAGUGUCUUUCACCACCGCUCACAAGUUCAUCAGUGUCUUUAAACAUCGCUCACAAGUUCAUCAGUGUCUUUAAACGUCGCUCACAAGUUCUUCAUUCUUCAGUAUCUUUAAACAUUGCUCACAAAUUCUUCAGUGUCUUUCACCACCGCUCACAAGUUCAUCAGUAUCUUUAAACAUCGCUCACAAAUUCUUCAGUGUCUUUCACCACCGCUCACAAGUUUGUCAGUGUCUUUAAACAUCGCUCACAAGUUCAUCAGUGUCUUUAAACAUCGCUCACAAGUUCUGCAUUCUUUAGUGUCUUUAAACAUCGAUCUCAAAAUUCUUCCGUGUCUUUCGACAUCGCUCACAAGUUCCCAUUCUGCUAUGUGCUUCAGCAUCGUGUUCAAAUCCUUCUCAUCAUAAAGUUCUUUAGCGUUUUACACCAAUUAUAACUGUUAAAGUUCUGCAUGAGGAAAACCUAUAUCCGGCCAUCUCUACUCCGACCCAGCUGUGGUUCCCCUUCCCGACCAUCGGAAGAACCCCCGAGUUCUCAACACUCCCAACUCAGGGAGACAGAUCUCGCGGAGGCUCUGGAAGCAGGAGGCUGUGACCUGGAGACUGUAAGAAAUAUUAUUCAAGGGCGGCCUGUCCCCUCCGGUCUCAGGGCAAAAGUAUGGAAGAUUGCACUGAACGUAUCAGGAAAAGGAGAUGGUUUAGCAUCAUGGGAUGGGUUACUAGACCUUCCAGAGCAGCCAUUGAUUCACAGGGAUUGCCAAAACCUUAUAGACCAACUUAUAGUGCUGGAAGAGAGAAGAACUGUACUUCUUCAGGACAUUGAAUCUGUUGUUACCUUUUAUUGUAAAUCUCGCAAUGUCAGAUAUGUUGAAAAUAUCAGCUGGAUACACCUCCUAAAACCACUGGUGGCCCUAGACCUGCCGCGCAGCGACUUGUAUAACUGCUUCUAUGCAAUCAUGAAUAAGUACAUCCCCAGGGAUUGUUACAAGAAAGGAAAACCAUUUCAUUUAUUCCGGCUGCUCAUCCAGUACCAUGAACCAGAGCUGUGUUCUUUCCUAGACACUAAGAAGAUCACUCCUGACCUUUAUGCACUUAAUUGGUUUGGAAGCCUGUUUGCCUAUCAUUGCACAGUUGAAGUCACUCAAACAAUUUGGGAGUGUUAUUUACAGCAGGCAGAUCCGUUCUUCAUGUACUUCUUAAUGCUGAUCAUGCUCGUCAAUGUGAAAGACGUCAUUUUGGCAGAAGAAAUGGAGAGUAAAGAAGAACUUAUAAAAUUCCUGGAAAGUCCACCGACACAUCUAGAGGUUGGCGACAUUGAAGAUUUAUUUACUUUAGCUCACCAUUACUACAGCAAAACGCCAGCUUCUUUCCGCAAGGAUCACCAGAGCCUGUUUGGCAGCAGCCUGAUUGCUCUCAAAGAAGACGGUGAUCUCAGCCAAGCUCUUUGUUUAGCAGUUUCUGUAUCAGAAAUUCUUCAAGCAAAUCAGCAACAUGGGGACGGGGUACGAUUCUUUGUAGUGGAUUGCCGACCAUCUGAACAGUACAACUCCGGUCACCUGUCUACUGCCUUUCACUUGGACUCUGACCUGAUGUUGCAGAACCCUGGAGAGUUUGCCCUGUCAGUGAAGUCUCUGCUGGAAGCUCAGAAACAGUCCAUUGAGUCUGGCUCUGUAGCAGGUGGAGAACAUCUGUGCUUCAUGGGGAGUGGCAGGGAAGAGGAAGAUAUGUACAUGAAUAUGGUCCUUGCUCAUUUCUUACAGAAAAACAAGGAAUAUAUAAGUAUUGCAAAAGGAGGAUUCAUGGUGCUCCAGCAACACUUGGCGGACAUAAAUGUAGAAGGGCCAGACAAUGGAUACGGACAUUGGAUUGUUAGUACAUCUGGACAACGGAGCAGCAUGAGUUCUUAUGCAGACGAAGAUUCUCCUAAUGGGUUAAGUGAUGGAAAAGGGGUGAAGUCUUUGGUUAAUAAAAUGACUGUAGCACUGAAAACCAGGUCUGUAAAUGUGAAGGAGAAGGUGAUCAGCUUCAUUGAGAAUACAUCCACUCCCGUAGAAAGAAUCACUUUCAAUCUUCCCUGGCCAGAGAGGGCGAGUUUGGAGCGCAGACAUGUCAGCAGCAGUGAUAGAGUGGGAAAGCCCUACCGGGGUGUUAAACCUGUGUUCAGCAUCGGAGACGAAGAAGAAUGUGACACAGAUGAGAUUGACAGCUCGUCUAUGUCAGAUGAUGACCGCAAGGAAGUCGUUAACAUUCAGACCUGGAUUAACAAGCCCGACAUAAAGCACCACUUUCCCUGUCAUGAAGUUAAAGAAAAUGGACAUAUGUUCCCAAGUCACCUUCUGGUAACUGCAACCCAUAUGUAUUGUUUACGAGAGAUCCAGUCUAGAAAAGGAUUUGCUUAUAUACAAUCGCGACAAGCACUAAGCUCCGUUGUAAAGAUUACAUCGAAGAAGAAACAUCCAGAGCUGAUCACUUUUAAAUAUGGGAACAGCAGUGGCUCAGGUGUGGAAAUAUUAGCAGUAGAGAGGUACUUAAUUUCAAAUGCAGGAGAUGCUACCAAAGCCAUUAAGCAACAGAUCAUUAAGGUCUUGGAUGCCCUGGAAAGCUAACAACACCUAACACUUAUAUACUGUACAUGUCUGGACAAGAAGAACGCUUUUCUAAUUGUUGGCAGGAUAAUAAAAUAGUUUAUUUAAUUUUCUUGGGGUUGUAUUUCAUUACACUCCUUCUGCAUAAGUUUUUUUUAAUUUUUUUUAUAAGAUUCAUUUUGACAAACAUUUUAAUAAUAAGAACGGUUAACUCGUUAAGAAAACGAUACAUGGAUGGCAUCCGUUUACGUUUGCUAAGGGACAUAGUUGAGAUUGAGGCUCUGAGGAAUCAAUAAAAAAAGGAGUAUUAGAAUUUGUUUUCUAGUUGAUUAUUUUUUUUACCAGUGUAAAGCACUCAGGGACAGGUAGCCUACCUGCACCGCUGAGCACAGUGGAUUCUGCAUAGAUCAGUAUUUAGCGCUAACGGUGUACAGAGAGGACUCUCUUGUACACCAGAAGCCCUGACUCAUGUAAACCAAAUUCAUUUUAACCGCAAUGCACUAACAGUAUUUUAUAAUUUGUUCUGUUCUAAGCACCAGAUUUCUAAAUGGCAAAAAAAAUAAAAAAAAAUACACAGGGCUAAAACUGUAUACAGCGUUAAAUAUAUCUGUUUCAAUUAUUAAUAUUUUAUUUGAUGUAAUAAUGUGGGAACUAUGUGCAAUGUGUUUUGGGAUGAAAUGAAUGAUAUUAGAAGAGGGGAGGUUAAGGCCUUCUGUCACUGCCAUGAAUACUGUUUGUAAGAGAAAGCUACACGCACGUUGGAGCGUUUGCAUCAUAAAGCACAUGAGGACAGCGGUCUCCUACAUGGUUCGUGUAUGACUGUUUAAAAACAUUUGUGUGUUCUCUUGUCACACGUUCCAGACCUGAAUGGCUGCCACGGGACCUGGGUUUAUUCCGACAAGCAUGGAGGCCUCCUAAUGAUGUGAAAGGCGGUAGCUCUUCUUUAUGUAUAUUUGCUUUGAGGAAAAUGCCAACCGGCAACAGAAAAAUAAAACAUUUUAAGUCAAAAUACUUUAACUCCA
Messenger RNA from Pseudophryne corroboree (corroboree frog), 5651 nucleotides. It is a transcript of the gene TBC1D23, whose product is annotated as TBC1 domain family member 23. Gene Ontology annotation, cellular component: trans-Golgi network. Bases 2497 to 4650 code for a protein of 717 amino acids. The record is from RefSeq and is a predicted model, not a curated record. The transcript has 19 exons. Gene Ontology annotation, biological process: retrograde transport, endosome to Golgi; embryonic brain development. Lineage: Eukaryota; Metazoa; Chordata; Amphibia; Anura; Myobatrachidae.